Molecule: messenger RNA, 1626 nt
Organism: Ilex paraguariensis (yerba mate)
Lineage: Eukaryota; Viridiplantae; Streptophyta; Magnoliopsida; Aquifoliales; Aquifoliaceae
Source: the annotation of a GenBank genome assembly
AUGGAGGAUGAUAAAGAAAAUCAGUUAGUGGCAAUCGAGAAAGACGAUCGCAAAUCUGAAACACCUGUCUCUGUCGACGUGAAGCUGCGGGUAGUUCUCAGCAUUCCCAAGGUGGAGGAAGUAGGGGAUAAGGGUUUGAUUGGUCCACGAUCACAAGAGAAGGAUCAUCAGAUUCGGGUCUGUCCCGAGUGCCACAAAGGGUUCAGCUCUGGUAAAGCUUUGGGGGGUCACAUGAGAAUUCAUGUUCAGAAAAGCAAACAACCCAAGAAAACCAACAAGUUUAAGGAAAAGCACAAACACGAAGCUAUCGGUGUCAUGAAGAAAAAGGCCAGUAAUGUGAGGGAUAAAGGUAAGCCCAAUUGUGCACUUUGUGGUAAGAAAUUUCCGUCCAUGAAGUCGUUGUUUGGGCACAUGAGAUGUCAUCCUGAGAGAGACUGGAGGGGAAUUCAACCACCCGCAGGACUAAGAGCCAAGAACAGUCCUUCCUCAUCAGUAUCAGAUCCUGUGCCGCCUCAGAAAAUCGAUGAUCAGAUUGAUUCAGCAGAUCCAAAUGGGACAGUGAUGAUGAUGAAUGAUCUGACAACACAGCCUCUACGGGGCUGGUCUGUGACUGCAAAGAGAGGCCGUAAGGGUGAGAUCAUCAAAGCCACCCCAACUCUAUCGAGCUCAGAGGAUGAGCAUGAACAGUUCCUUGAUGCUGCCAAUGAUCUAUUGAGAUUAGCUCAUGGCGAACCUUUCCAGUCUAGCUUAACCCAGAAGCACAGAUUUGAGGAAUAUGAAGCUACAAACAGCAAUUCACCGACGCACAGGGCCGAAAUUGAGGAGACAAAUAGGAUUUCCACAGAUAAUGGAAGCAGUGGUGAUGCCGUGUUAUCUAAGAGCAUGAACAUUGACAAAGGCAAAGGGAAAGCCUUGUUGGAACGUGGGUGUUCUGCUGAAAAAUCAGUGGAUCAUACGGGUUAUCAAUGGGACGAUAAAGACUGGCCUAAAGAAUCUGAACAGCUCAUGAAUUACAAGUACUGUGAGAGUACUAAUGCGAAGACGAGUAUGAUCAAGAACAAAAAGAAGAGGAAGAAGAUGAAGCUGAUGGAUUUGGAAUUAUCACAAGAUAUCAGUCCCGACCUCUAUGAUCAGAAGUUUGUUUUUAAUACUACAAGUACAACAGUAGUGCCAGUUCAAUUCAGAUGCAGCACUUGUGACAAGUCCUUCCCUUCUCACCAAGCACUGGGGGGUCAUAGGUCAAGCCACAACAAAAUCAGGGUUCAAAAUCAAAACGCCAUUGAAGAAUCAUCAUCUGCAGCUGCCGAGGUUGAAAAUCCAGGCAAUCCCAUUAGCCAACAGUAUAAAAUCAGAGAAAGUGAACUGGCUGCUUGCUCACACCAAUGCCAGAUUUGCAACAGGACUUUCCCUACUGGUCAGGCUCUUGGGGGUCACAAGAGGUGUCACUGGAAUGGGACAAGAAUGGAAGCUCCAUCAAGUCAAGAUGAAGCCAGCCAGAUCAUGGAGCCUAAAGUUCUGGAUUUUGAUCUCAAUGAAAUGCCUCCCAUGGAGAAUGAAUGUGGUUUCGAGUCUGAACAUGCUACUGAUUAUGGUGAUUCAUCUUCCGCAUUCAAUUUGGUUGCUUAG